Molecule: messenger RNA, 763 nt
Organism: Malania oleifera
Lineage: Eukaryota; Viridiplantae; Streptophyta; Magnoliopsida; Santalales; Ximeniaceae
Exons: 1
Coding region: 117-557 (146 amino acids)
Biological process (GO): protein ubiquitination
Molecular function (GO): ubiquitin protein ligase activity
Source: RefSeq, a predicted model, not a curated record
AUGCCUAUUUCCUCUGACCAUCGCCCUAUACCAAAAACGUACGCAGCUGAGUCCUGCAUACCUCAACUCUCUCUCUCUCUCUCUCUCUAUUUUUCAUCUUCCUCCGGCCACUCAUCAUGUUCAUCAACUACAUAAUUUUCAUCAUUGCCCAGCUCAAAUGGGCGUGGAACUUCCUCUUCCACCAAUCCCUCUUCCUGCACCGAGACCUCGUCCUCGGCGCGCCAUCGUUCGAGACGGGAGAGAAGCUUGGCGUGACGUCUUACAAGGCGGCCCUGGCGCAGCCUGGGGGACGGGAAGACGAAGAGGCGGCGGCGGAGUGCGCGGUGUGCCUGUGCAAGAUAGAAGAAGGGGAGGAGAUAAAGGAGCUGAGGUGCGAGCAUCUGUUUCACAGUGAUUGCUUGGAUAGAUGGAUGGGGUACAGGAAUACCACGUGUCCAUUGUGCAGGGAUGCUCUGGGUCCCCGGAGAAUGGUCACGGAGCUGGGAGAGGAAGUGCUCGUGUUUAAGUUUUGCUCUUUUCGCUCCGGCGGCGGGAGAAGCAUGUGGUGGCUUCGGUAAAUUGUUAUACGUAUAACCGGCCGGCGCUAAUUAAGCUGCUGAAAGCCUGAAACAACUGUUCUAAUUUCUUCAUUUUAUUUUGUUCUUUUCUGAAUUAAUGUUUGUAUGGUGAGGAACGGGUUCCUUUGUAUUGCACUUUGGCAAAAAUUAAGGCACUUCGUAUGUAAAAUGGGGUUUGUUAAUUAAUGCGUUACCUGUAUAAUUAA